AAGAAGAAGAAGAAGAAGAAUGUGUUAGUACCUUGGACUUUUCUGUGUCUUAUCGCAGUUUUAAAAAUUGGUACUUUUUGAAGAACCCACAUCAAAGUAUUGUGUUAAAUCCAAUUUAUGAAGCAGUAGGUGCAUGGCAUGGUCGUUGCUUGUUGUCAGUUCUGACGAGGACAGCUGAGUGAUGUUGUUGGUGAGCUUGGAUUAAAUCAUCUCUAAACAAAGAACUUGUCCUCGUGGUGACUGACUUGGGGAGUGGAGGUCAGUGAGCCCAUUGUCUCUGCUGGUCCGACUCCAACUACAAAGCCGGCCCGCUCGCCCCCUCCUGAGUCUGAGAGGAGAUCCAGAGAGAAAGAAGUGAAAGCAGGCCGAAACCUCAGCACAUGGAUGAUAUCAACCAAAAACAUCCAGCACCAGCAAGUAAAGAUGAGCCAGCGGCGAUCCCUGUGGAAAAGACUUUUCCCGCUAUGAAGCAGCCCAGAAGACGCAAGCGCGCCAACAGGGAGGACAGAAGCUUGAGCUGUGAUCAGUGUGGGAAGUCUUUUACUCAGAUUUGUAACUUGAAAUCACAUCAGCUGAUCCACGCCGGUGUGAAACCAUUCAGCUGUGAUCAGUGUGGGAAGACCUUUACUCAGAAAUAUCAUUUAAAGGUACAUCAGCUGAUCCACAGCGGUGUGAAACCAUUCAGCUGUGGUGAGUGCGGAAAGUCUUUUAUUCAGAGUUACCGCUUAAAAGCACAUCAGCUCGUCCACAGUGAAGUUAAACCAUUCAGCUGUGAUCAAUGUGGAAAGACCUUUACUCAGAGAUGCAGCUUAAAAACACAUCAGCGCCUCCACACUGAAUUUAAAGCUUUCAACUGUGAUCAGUGUGGAAAGUCUUUUACUCAGAAAGGUCACUUAAAGAGACAUCAUAUGAUCCAUGUUGGAGGUAAAUCAUUUGUCUGUGAUCAGUGUGGAAAGUCUUUUCAGGAUAGAGAUCACUUAGAGAAACAUCAGGGCGUCCACAGUGAAGUUAAACCUUUCACCUGUGAUCAGUGUGGAAAUUCUUUUAUCGGGAUUGAUAGGUUAAAAAGACAUCAGCUCAUCCACAGUGGAGAGAAACCUUUCAGCUGUGAUCAGUGUGGAAAGGCUUUUCAUUAUAAGAGCAACUUAAAAACACAUCAGCUCAUCCACAGUGGAGAGAAAUCUUUCAGCUGUGAUCAGUGUGGAAAGUCUUUUGCUUACGUUAGUCACUUAAAAAGACAUCAGCUCAUCCACUCUGGUGCUAAACAAUUUGUAUGUGGUGACUGUGGAAAGGCUUUUACUCAAAAGACUGGCUUAAACUCACAUCAGCUCAUCCACUCUGGUGCUAAACAAUUUGUAUGUGGUGACUGUGGAAAGGCUUUUAUUGAGAUUGAAAGCUUAAAAUCACAUCAGCUCACCCACUCUGGAGUUAAAACAUUUGUGUGUGGUCAGUGUGGAAAGUCUUUCUUCCAUAACAAACGUCUAUUGAGGCAUCAAAAGACCCACAAAGUGUCCUCCUGUGAGAAAAGGGGCAGACCAAUGGGACAUUACCCUGACAGGGUUCAUUUGAACACAGUGGGAGAAACAGGGGAUCUGAACAAAAGUUCUUCUGGAUGCUGCGUCAAACUUAAAAAGCUUGAGAUCAGGCUUCACAGAAUUCAGCUUUAAUUUCCUGAGAAAGUCAGAGCUUCACUAUGUCUUUGUAGAUCUAGUGAAAACAUGAAAGGGUGCAAAAAGAGGCACUGUGGUACUACAUGAUGAAGUCAGAAGUGACAGAGAAGUAUGUGAGCGUGGUUCAGGACAUGUAUGUGUGGUAGCAGUGACUACCACACAUACUUGGGUUGAAGGUGGGGGGAGGAUUACAUCAAUUCUGAGCCCCUUCUUUCUUUUUCAAAGCGAGGGCAAUACUCAGGAAAGGAUGAUGACAAUAGAGCUGCAAGACAGGAUGGAAAGAAAAAGAGUUUAAGAGAAGAUCAUCAAUGUUGUUAAGCGAUCGAGCCGCGAUCACAAAAUCUUAGCUUAUGGAGUUAGUUAUCCCAAUACAAGUUUAGCAAGUUAAACUUCACUGGCUGUGUCCACAAACAGCAUACAGAGCAAACAUUACUCCAUCAUCUGAUCACAAGAAAAGCAAAAUGUCAGAAGAGUUCACCUUCUGGGUCAAACUGUCAGACCUGUUACUGUUUAUUUGGCUGUUCAUCGUGAGGUAAUUAUCAGUGUCAGUGCUGUGCCACUUCUAUUGUAACUCACAUGAAAUGUGUUUUAAAUGGGCUCUAUUGUCUUACAAUAUUGUGUGAGUCUGUUUUGCUCAACAAAGACACAACCCCUCCUGCAAUGUUUAAUGUUACAGCAAAAAAAGGUAAAUUGAUAAAUUUGUGUCAUUUUUAAACAGGCAGUAUUUAGAAAAUUAAAUAUAUUCUUACCCAUGUGUAAAGUUUUCAGUGGUCUGUGUUUUCUUACAGGAUGUGAGUGUGUUUUGCUCCAUGAAGAGACAAACCUACAUUUUUUUUAUGUUGCAGUAAAAAUAUUUUUAUUGUAAGUCAUAAAUUUUACUCAUUUUCAUCCAGGCAGUAUGUAAAAGAUUAACUGAAUCCUAUGAAAAAUAAAAUGUAGAAAGAUG
Oreochromis aureus is the source of this 2616-nucleotide messenger RNA. Its product is annotated as gastrula zinc finger protein XlCGF26.1-like. The coding region runs from base 381 to 1667 and encodes 428 amino acids. NCBI's taxonomy places the organism in Eukaryota, Metazoa, Chordata, Actinopteri, Cichliformes, Cichlidae. The transcript has 3 exons. The record is from RefSeq and is a predicted model, not a curated record.